This is a messenger RNA of Aaosphaeria arxii CBS 175.79, 930 nucleotides long. RefSeq lists its product as uncharacterized. The transcript has 2 exons. The record is from RefSeq and is a predicted model, not a curated record. Bases 86 to 754 code for a protein of 222 amino acids. NCBI's taxonomy places the organism in Eukaryota, Fungi, Ascomycota, Dothideomycetes, Pleosporales.
ACGAUGUACCACUUACUAAGUUGUACGGCGUUAUAACUCUGGAACGAAAAGAAAAGACUGCAUAUAGUGGAGAACGCUUACAGCUAUGGCAGACGCCAAUAUGACCGAGCGUGAUGUCGAUCAGGUGAAUGGAGAAAGUCCGGAAAAGACAAAUACAAAUAGAACAAGCUCAUUCUUGGGUCCACUCCCUCCGGACGUUCGUGAGAGUCGACAAGUCCGUAUCGAUAAGGACAUAGCAUAUUUUUUCAACACUCGUCAACCAGAGGGCAGCAAGAGUGCACCCUCGUUCAAGGGCAUUGACUCCUUCACUCAUGCUGAAGUACUACCUUUGGAACCGCAAGAACCUCGUGGACAUAAUCACCAAAGACGUGUCACAUUCUUGCCUCUUGGGGGCCCAGACCAUAUGAAGAGAGUAGCCGCAGGUCCUGAUCUCCCAGAGAGCGUGAAAGUCACAUACGGGAAGAUCAAGAAGGCGUUGGAAGAAGAACCCAACAAGAACGAUGGCAUUCUCCCCAUUACGAACCAAGCGCAUGGAGUCUCGGAACCACUGACGCGAGGACUGGCGUUGGCGUCGGACGAACGUGAUGCUGAUGGCGAUAUCCAGAUGGGUGGUGCACAAGCGAGCGACCCCCGGACUGUCACGGAUCAGCAGCGAAGGAGCAGCAUCUCUGGCCCUGCCGGCCGUACAAUAUCGCCGCCGACCGCAGGUAACACAUACGAUGCGAGUAGGGAUCCAAGGAGGCGAGAUAGAUGAUGGGAAGCCUGAGAUUCAUCUACAUGUGGCAUUUCUUUUGCUCACAGCAAGCUCGAGGUGCAGCCAGACUCAUUCGGCUAUGUGGAUCGAGCAUCCCGAAUUUUGAUACCCAAGAAGAGUAUAUGAGUAAUUCCACGUUCAAUAACAGCAAGAUCAUCGAUGAAUUUGGAUCUACU